This is a messenger RNA of Synchiropus splendidus (mandarinfish), 3496 nucleotides long. Its product is annotated as hyccin 2-like. Gene Ontology annotation, biological process: phosphatidylinositol phosphate biosynthetic process; protein localization to plasma membrane. Gene Ontology annotation, cellular component: plasma membrane. The coding region runs from base 373 to 2157 and encodes 594 amino acids. Lineage: Eukaryota; Metazoa; Chordata; Actinopteri; Syngnathiformes; Callionymidae. The record is from RefSeq and is a predicted model, not a curated record. The transcript is spliced from 13 exons.
UGUUGCUAUUCUGAACCUAUUUCAAGCUGAUUGUUUUUGUCCGAUAAUCUUGAAUGCAUCACUGGUGCUCGGCUCAGUCGGGGGAACGAUCUCUCUCAGGCUCAGUCAGCAGCACCAUUGCAGUGUGGAGCGGUCGUACAGAGGAGGUGCUGCUCCCACCAACGGGGAUCUGAAGGAGUGAAGACACUUGAUCGGGGUGGGCGCCCUGAGCAAGCAUCAGCCGUAUGCCCCUGACGACCACCGCCUGACAACCAGCCGCUGCUCCAGGUGUCCAUCACUGACUGACAAAUGUGUGAGUCUGCGGAAAACCAUUUUAUCUUCCUUGUGAAGAUCUGAGUUGUGGGGCACUGAGGCAGCAGAGGGGGGUCUCUGAUGAAGAUGCUGGGUUCAGAGCGCGGUGUUGUCGAAGAAUGGCUCUCAGAAUUCAAGUCUUUACCAGAAACCCACAUCCACAGCUACGCAGGCAGCCUUCAUUUGAAGAAGUCUUUGGUACCAGCUCUCUACAGAGUCAUCCAGGAUCCCAACAAUGAGCUUUUGGAGCCAGUGUGCCAUCAGCUCUUUGAGCUGUACCGGAGCUCUGAAGACCGCCUGCGCCGCUUCACUCUGCAGUUCCUGCCUGAACUGGUGUGGGUUUAUCUACGAGUCACAGCCAGCAGAGAUCGGCAGAGCAACGGCUGCAUCGAGGCGCUGCUCCUCGGCAUCUAUAACCUGGAAAUCGUGGACAAAGACGGCAACAGCAAGCUACUUUCCUUCACUAUCCCAUCACUGUCUAAACCUUCGAUUUAUCAUGAGCCUUCUUGCCUGGGAUCUAUGGCGCUAACAGAGGGCGCUCUCUGCCAACAUGACCUGAUCAGAGUGGUGUACAGCGGCCUCCACCCUCAACGGGAAACUUUCACCGCUCAGAACAGGUUUGAGGUGUUGUGUUUCCUCAUGCUCUGCUACAACUCGUCUGUGGUCUACAUGCCCCUCUCUUCCUAUCAGUCGGUGUGCAGAAUGAGCUCACGGUUGUGUGUGUGUGGCUUCCCCCGCCAGCAGCAGAAGUUGUGGAGAGAACCAUGCAAUCGUGUGCUGUUGGACCCUGAGUUCAUGGUCCAGAUGCUCACUGCUGUUUAUCACGCCAUAUACAAUGGCGAGUGGGAGAUGGGGCGGGAAGCUCUGGAGGACGUUCUGUACCGAGCCCAGCUGGAGCUGUACUCUCAGCCUCUUCUGCUGGGGAACGCAAUGAAGAACUCGUUGCCCGAUAGCGCCCCGAAUGAGCCGCAGGGCCGCAAGGUUCUCCAGGUAGAGGUGACGCCGACCAUCAGUCGCAUCUCCAUCUCUGCCAUCACCACUGCGUCGAUUCGCAGGCAUCGCUGGAAGAGAGAAGAUUGUUUUGACUACUCGAGCGAAGCUGAGUUGAGCCUCACCGUCAAUCCUCCUAGCCCCGUCCAUCACCACUGGGAGCCGAAAGUGGAGCGAGGAGGGCAGCCUCACAGCCAACACAGCAGCAGCAGCAGCGUCAUUCCCCCCAUCACUCUUGAGGAUGCAGAUGGAAUGAGCGCCGGAGAGGAUUCCUUCAACGUCAACGAUCCAGAUGAGGGUUUUUCCUCGGGGGCAUCCAACAGCAGUCAGCCCAGUGGCACCAAGACAGGCAGUGGUGUCGGGCCGCGGGGCGGGAGCCUGAACAGCAGCAGCAGCAGCAUCAAGAAAGCCAUCACCUCCCGGCUGUCUCGAGAGAGGGAACGGGAGAAGGAGCGAGAGGUGGCCAAGCAUGCCGAACUGCCUUCGGAUCACCAGCCCGCAGUGAAGAAGCAUCAGCAGCGGAAGCAGUCGCCGCCGGUCAGCAUCAACUUGGACGCCAUCCAGCUGAGCCCCAUAAAGAAGCACCUGAGCUUCCCUGCUGGACCCCAGUUGGUGCGGACUGGCAGCACCUCCUCCAGCAGAUCCUUUGACUGUAUGAAUUUGAACCUGAAUGGAGGGAGAGAAGAAGCAGUUGGGGGCUCUGACAUGGACGGGGGCCUUCCUGCGGGUAGCUCCCAUCGCCAUUCCACCAUUAGCCUGCAGGAGGAGCACCUUGUCAGACCAGAGGACGCCCAGGACCUCCUCUCUCCUGGAACUCCACUCACGAAGCAGUCUCGUUCCCCCAGCUUCAACAUGCAGAUCAUAUCACAAGUCUGACGUGUGCUCACGCACUGCGAUACACAACACUUAUCAAGCAUUUCUCCUUUGCAACUGGUUACAGUCCCUUCGUAAUGACUUCUGUCGGUCUGUGUCUACUAGUGUGUGAUCGUGGUCAAACAAGGCUGCUGUGUGUAACUAGUGUGCGAGUGUGUCACCAUCUCUCCUCCGAACUGUCUUGCAGAAGACACACCAGUUGUAGGUGAUUAUCCUCUUGCGAGUUCUUGACUGAAAUCAGCAAUAACUGAAUCUUCACGUGGAGAAAAGCAGGCGUUUUCUUUCAUUUUAUUUCAUUCCCGGGCUUCUGUGCAAUCCUCACUGAUUAUCUUCCACGCUAACUGCAGUAAAUCGAGCGCACGUGAUUUCCUAUAUAUUUUUUUUUUUAAAUCUCAAUCCAAAGAACUUAGGUCGCUGUUUUUAAAACAUUACAAAGUUGAGUUCCAAACUUUAUUUUUCUUCAUUGAUAUGCUUAACUGGAAUGUGGCGCUUAAACAUUUAUUUUAAUGAAAUCGUUCAAGAUUUAAGGAAAAUAUGUCAUUUUAGCAGUCCAUCUCUGAUUGUGAGUCAUUGCUCAUGUGUGUGGUAAAAUCUGUCCGCUCAUUCUGAGUAAUAAGUGUCAUCUUGUUGUUCUAUGAUAGCAGUUUCAUUGUGACUUCAUAUUAUCCCAGUCACAAUAGGUUCUUUACCUAAUAAUUUAUUCUCCUGACUUAUACAGUAGUAUGAUAAUCAGUUGAGUCAUUCCCUUCGAGUUUGUGGUCAGUUAUUUGUUUUUCUAAUCGUGAUAUUUGCAACAACAACAACAAAAAGAAAUACUGAGAUUAAACACUGGGACAAAAUAUGUGUAAUUGAAGAAAAAAAAAAAAAUAUAUAUAUAUAUAUAUGGAAACAAUGACAACUGGCAGCACGAUGUCAAAACUAAAUAAAUAUGUGAUAAAUAUGAUCUAUAUAUUAAUAUUCUAUAUAUUAUACUAAUAUUCUAUUCAAUCAUUUAUCAGUUUCUUAAAUUUGAAUCACAAUGUUUGAGUGCUAUCAGAUGCUACAAAAACAAUUAUCAUCAAACUUAUAGAAAAAAAAAAGUCCAAAUCCAGGUGUAGUGGUGGCGUUUCUGCGCAUGCUUGUGUUUUCUGAGUUAAAUGGCUCGAGCGUGACGCUGUCUUGUAUGGAAGACAGUGACUGCUCUCUGGCGGUGGUUACUGGUCACUGCGCCCCUUCACGAUUGUCGUGUUUGGCUUUGAUUUGAAAUAUACGACUACCUCAUCGCGUCCACCUUCGUCCUGACACACGUCCCUAGAUAACUUCCUGUUUUGAGAAGCGUCAGGCCGCUUGAAAAAAUUCAAAA